AUGACUUCUUCGAAAUCCUUUGAUGGCUUUGGCCGGGACGAGGUAGUGUCUGAAUUAGAACUAGAAUCCCUGCUGUUAGAUGAAAGAGUUGGUGAGCGAGAUGCCGACAUAGACUCUCAUAUCAGCUCUAAAUUCCGCCGGUCGAAGCAUGCUCGUAAUUGGGGCCGAAAACUAAGGAUUCCCGUGGCACGAAAGAGUAUCGGAGUACCGAUAUGUCGAACUGCAAGGAGGCAGAACUGUACUAGAAGAGGGCUGAGAUACCUAAUCUUCAUACUUGCAGUUGCCGCUGGAACCUAUAUUGGCCUUUUCGUAUUUACUGUCCUCCCAUGGCUCAGCCCGGACCCCUUCGAUGAUGCCUUUGAACCUUUUCGCCAGCACUCCGAUCGAAUCUCUGUUGACUCUCCCUAUUAUCCUACACACUACAUCCAAAGUGUGCUGCCUGUGGCAAGUUUUAAUCCGUGCCAUUCGCACAACGAUUACUGGCGCCGAACGCCCCUGUACGCGGCCUUGGGUUCUGGCUGCAUCAGUGUUGAAGCCGAUGUAUGGUACUUUGAAAAUGACCGACGAGAGCCAGAGUUGUUUGUGGGACACACUACUGCAACUCUGAGUGAUAACGCGACCCUUCGAACCAUGUACAUCGAUCCGCUGAUAACCGUCAUCGAGCGUAUGAAUGCACCCAACAAAAUUGCGGGGCCAAGCGCCACCCCUCAUGGCGUUUUCUACCAAGACCCGGACCAGGCGUUGACUCUUCUGAUCGACUUCAAGACUGACGGCGUCGACACAUUUCUUCAGGUCCAAGAGCAGCUUGCUCCUCUCCGAGGUCGCGGCUGGCUUACGACCUGGAAUGGCACCACCCGAACCGAAGGAUUGGUUACUAUCGUGGCUACCGGGAACGCGCCUUUCGACCUCCUUGUUGCCAACACAACCUAUCGAGAUAUCUUCUACGACGCUCCUCUCGAUGCGCUCGAAGAUGCCUCUGAUCGCGACCCACAGCCAGGGGAUCCACAUGGCUUCUCACCAUACGGGUUUAAAUACAACCCAUCCAACUCGCAUCUAGCGUCCGCGCCUUUCAUCCGCGCUCUUGGUGUCAAUAAAGUUACCUUUUCGGCUCCACACAUCUGGGGCCCUCCACUCUCCGAAGAGCAAGCUCUCAUAAUACGCCAGCAAAUAUCGAAUGCACGCACCCGGGGUCUAGUUCCUCGGUAUUGGGGUACACCGCGGUGGCCACGAGCCUUACGAGACAGAGUCUGGGAAGUGUUGUAUGAUGAGGGAAUUGGACUGUUGAAUGUGGAUGACUUGAGAGCUGCGAGGAAGGGCCAUUGGGGUGGCAAGUAA
This is a messenger RNA of Mytilinidion resinicola, 1335 nucleotides long. RefSeq lists its product as uncharacterized. Gene Ontology annotation, biological process: lipid metabolic process. Gene Ontology annotation, molecular function: phosphoric diester hydrolase activity. NCBI's taxonomy places the organism in Eukaryota, Fungi, Ascomycota, Dothideomycetes, Mytilinidiales, Mytilinidiaceae. The record is from RefSeq and is a predicted model, not a curated record. Bases 1 to 1335 code for a protein of 444 amino acids. The transcript has 3 exons.